This is a messenger RNA of Chionomys nivalis (European snow vole), 2172 nucleotides long. RefSeq names its product putative GTP-binding protein 6. The transcript has 10 exons. Bases 3 to 1538 code for a protein of 511 amino acids. Gene Ontology annotation, cellular component: cytoplasm. The record is from RefSeq and is a predicted model, not a curated record. Gene Ontology annotation, molecular function: ribosome binding; GTP binding. Lineage: Eukaryota; Metazoa; Chordata; Mammalia; Rodentia; Cricetidae.
GCAUGGCGGCCACGCGCGCUGCCGCACGACCAGCGCUCAGGCUCCUGCUUAGCCGCGGCCUGGCCCCUCGCUAUGCCCCGCCGUGCCUGCCACAGCCGGCCCGCGCAGGCAGCGUCGACAUCCGGAGCCCCUGCGGCGGAGUUAGGAGCGGCUCCCACGUCCGCAGCUGGGAGAGCGGGGCCGGGGUGGUGGGGGAGGACCGAGAGGAGCCCGAGGAGGAGGAGGAGGAGGAGGAGCUGCUGAGCCGGGAACCACUGCUGCCCGCUGCGGCCCAGCGCGUGUGCGUCCUGCAUCCUGACGUCAGGGGCCGCGCCGGAAGGAAGGCGCACGACACAGAGUGUCAGGUGGCGGAGGCUGCCGCGCUGGUGCGCGCAUUGCAUGGCUGGUCGGUGGUGCGGACCCUGGUGGUGCCCACGGGGGUCCCAGACAGUAAGUUUGUCUUUGGCAAAGGAAACUUCCAGGAGCUGACGGAGAAGAUCAAGGGAUCUGUGGACAUUACGUGUGUGUUUCUGAAUGUAGAGAGGAUGACGGCUCUGACCAAGAAGACCCUGCAGACUGCCUGGGGCGUCCAUGUGUUGGACAGGUUCACUAUCGUACUGCACAUAUUCCGCUGUAAUGCCCGCACCAAGGAGACCCGGCUGCAGCUGGCUCUGGCGGAGAUCCCCCUGCUCAGGUCUACCCUGAGCAGCUGCUCUGCCCGACUGGACCAGCAAGGAAGGGGUUCACGGUACAUCAUGGGGUCAGGAGAGUCAUCCACAGAGCUGUGCCAACGGGCACUGAAGGAGAAGGAGGCGAAGAUCAGGCGAGCGCUAGAGCGGUUGCGGGAUAAGCGAAGUGUGCUAAGGAAGCAGCGCUUGCGGCGCGAGUUCCCCAUUGUGUCUGUCGUCGGCUACACCAACUGUGGGAAAACCACGCUCAUCAAGGCCCUGACGGGGGAGGCCACUAUGCAGCCAUGUGACCAGCUGUUCACAACCCUAGAUGUCACAGCACAUGCAGGGUUGCUGCCGUCAUGCAUGCCCAUCCUGUACAUGGAUACCAUUGGCUUCCUAUCACAGCUGCCGCACAGCCUGAUCCAGUCGUUCUCCACCACGCUGGAGGACGUGGUGCAUUCGGAUGUUAUCCUGCAUGUGAGGGACAUGAGCCACCCCAACACAGAGCAACAGAAGGCCAGUGUCUUGUCUACACUGCGAGGUCUGCAGCUGCGGCCUGCGCUCUUGAACUCCAUGUUGGAAGUUCACAACAAGGUGGAUCUGGUUCCUGGGUACAGGCCCCCAGGGCACCACGUCCUGGCCGUGUCUGCACUCCUGGGCCAUGGGCUAGACAAGCUGAAGGCGACACUGGAGGAGUUGGUUCUGCAGGCCACUGGCCGGCAGGUGCUCACCCUCUGCUUACGGCUUGGGGGACCCCAGCUCUGCUGGCUGUACAAGGAGGCCAAGGUGCAGCAGGUGCAGGAGCUACCCAAUACUGACAAGGCCCAUGUGACCAUUAUCAUCAGCCAAGCCACCUAUGGCCGUUUCCGGAAGCUGUUUCCUGAGUGACAGCCUGGACUGGGGUGUGGAUACAGAUUGUGGCCAUGGUGUUGUCCCACCACUUUUUCUUUCCCAGCUGUUUCCUGAGUGACAACCAGAACCAGAUGUGGAUCCAGCUCGUGGGAGGGUGUUUGUGGGUGGCCCCAUGUAGUCCUGCCCCUUCCUCCCUCCCAGACUGACUGGUGUUGGUGGAGCGGCGGGACAGCUGCUGAGUCACGACAAUUUCUUUGCGGCAUGUAACCCAGAAACAGCAAAAAGCUGUCUUAAAUUUUUUUUCCCGCCCGCAUGGCUUUACCAGAAAUAAUUACACGGAAACUGUAUUCUUUUGAACACUGCCUAGCCCAUUAGUUCCAGCCUCUUAUUGGCUAGCUCUUACAUAUUGAUCUAACCCAUUUUUAAUAUUCUGUGUAGCACCACGAGCUGGCUUACCAGAAAAGAUCUUAACCUGCCUCUGUCUGGAGUGGGAGAAUCAUGGCGACUCACUGACUCGGCUUCUUUCUCCCAGUAUCCUGUUCUGUCUACUCCGCCUACCUAAUUUUCUGUCCUAUUAAAGGGCUAAGACAGUUUCUUUAUUUAACCAAUAAAAUUAACUCCUCCAUCAGACUGGCAGCUCAUUAAAGCAGUAUUUGCAUUUUGUUCCCUC